CUUUCAUCUACCUGAAAGAGGGUUCCAAAGAGGAUGGAUCCAGACUGUUCUCAGUGGUACCAGAUGACAGAACAAGGAAGACAAACAAGACAGUCUGCUGGAAUUAUGGGCAGGGCUCAGAAAACCAGUCCUGGACAGCACAAGCACUGUGAGAAAUGUUUCAACCGGCAAUGCCAAGUCCCAAUCGAGCUCACCAUCUCCUGCUUAGUGAUCAACUGCCAUUCACGCUGUGGGGCUGUCUUUCAUAUGUGUAAACAGGAAGAACACCAACUCCUGUGUCCCCUAGAGCAGGUCUCAUGCCUCAACGCAGUUUAUGGCUGCCCUUUCUCAAUGGCCCGUUUUAAGCUGGCAAAGCACCUUCAGGUCUGUCCAGCCAGUGUUGUCCACUGCUCUAUGGAAUGGAAUCGCUGGCCAAAUGUAGACUCAGAAACCAUUCUACAUAAGAACAUUAUGAAGGAGCCACAUAAUGAACAGUGUCUGGAUACAGCUCUAGCCCUCAGAGAUCAGAAGAUUCUUUUUAGGACUCUGAAAAUGAUCGAGCUGUUUCCAGAAUGGAGAGAAGAUGAUAAAAUGGAAGAACCAAUAGCUGGAACUGCAGGUUUGGAAGAAGGAGCCGUUGGAGGAAUAGCAUGUGAUUCUAAAGAAGCUGAUGGCCAAGUUGUUGAGCUUACCCAACAGGAGCGUGAGGAUUUGGCAAAGGAUAAGAAGGGGAUGGAUCUAGUAAGUUACAAAGCCUGGGAGAAUAUGUUUAGCAAAGAGCUUUCAGCAUUGAAGGCAACAGACUUUUCAGCGAACUCGGGAAAAAAGGAAGGGGAUAGCUACAAGAAAACACGACAGAUUCUUUGUGAUGGCAACCCCAAAGAGAAGAUAAAGGAAGCAGCUAUUGUGGAAGAACCAAAAGAAAACAAAAAUAAUCAAGUGAUUACAGGUGCAGAAAAGACAGGUCUGGCUCCUUGGCAAGAUGGGAUCCUGGAGAGGUUGAAAAAAGAAGUUAACAUAGGGGAUUAUAACAUGUACCUGGUGCAUCAUGGGAGAAUGCUCAUCCAUUUUGGUCAGCUUGCUGCUUGCACACCAAGAGAGAAAGACUUUGUGUAUGGGAACUUAGAGGCUCAUGAAGUGAAGACUGUGUGCACCUUCAGAGUGCCAGUUAGCUAUCGUGGCAAAAGAGCACGACUUGGAGAUGCCUUGGCAUACAAGAUAGCAACGAUGGACAAGUCAGUGGAUACUUCAGAUUUGCAAAUAAGCCUUGAGGAAUUUCCUAAAUCAGAUACAGCCAGAAGUACACUAUUGUGUGCAUUGGAAAAGGAACUGAAAGGUCAUGAGAUCUCGGAAGCAAAGAAUAUUGAUGGACUGUUCAUGGAUUUUGGGACACAGACAUACAGCUUUCAGGUGGAACCCUUCUCCUCUAGAGCUGUUCUAGCAGAUGUUCUGGAUAUAAAAAGCCCACCAGAACUCCAUGUAGAGCUUCAUACUGAGUGUGUUACUAGAAGACAUAACAAAAGCUGCUCAGCCUUCACAUUCACUUGCAAUCACUUCUUCAGGAGGGAUGAGUUUCCUUCACAUUUCAAGAAUGUUCAUGCUGAUAUCCAGUCCUGUCUAAACGGAUGGUUCCAACAUCGUUGUCCACUUGCCUACUUGGGAUGUACUUUUGUUCAAAACCGCUUCUACCCUGCUAGUCAUAAAGCAAAGAUUAUCUACAGCCAGCAUCUUGAUACAUUUGCUAUUAAACCAGAAGUUGACCCUGUGCCCUCUGAAAUACAGAAAUGCAAUUUUACAACAAGUAAUCAAGGAAAAAAUAAAGAAUCCCUGAGCAGCCUUCCAUUGGAACUUUUACAAUAUAUUGCUGGGUUCUUGGACAGCUUCAGCUUGUCUCAGCUGUCCCAAGUGUCUGUAUUGAUGAGGGAUAUCUGUGCCACUCUACUUCAAGAGAGAGGGAUGGUCCUCCUGCUGUGGGAGAAAAAAAGAUAUUCCCAUAGAGGAACUUCAUGGAGAGCUCGCAAAAAGAUCUGGCAGUUUAGCAGCCUGUUCUCCCCUGUUAACAACUGGCAGUUCAGUGACAUUCCCUCCAUGUCUGAACACCUGAAGAUUUGUCCAUUCUAUGAUGUGGAGCACAAGAAGAAUCCAUUCUUGCUGGCCAGCAUGUGUGGACCCCAAAAGCGGGCUCAAGAUAGCUUGGUCUCAACCUUCAGGAAUGGAUCCUGAAUACAUCCUCCCAGCUUCCUCCCCCAGGUCUCUCAGAGGAGUAUUGGGAUCUGGGUUGUAGAGGUUAUUAUGUGGACACCCCAUAAGAAAAUUCCCUUUGGAAACACAAAAUCAACCUUUUGCAGUUCUGUUUGGAAUAUGUUGCAUCAUUUCCCUUCAGUAUUUUAGCAAUACUAAAAAAAAAAAAAAAAAAAAAAAAAAUCAGUACUUCAUUCAGCUGAUUGCUGAUAUCACAGGCUUUCUGUUUAUUUUUUGUGUUUCAUGCUUGCUCAUAAAUACAGCCACCUGGAAAAAGCAAUGAUAAGAGUACUGGUUUAUAGUUGGCAGUCUGGAAAUCAGGGAAAAGCUACUGUCACCAUACUUUUUCCCUGAGAGAGGAAAGAGCAGCUAGAGUACCUAGUUUGGAUGAAUCUUAUCCCUGUCAGUAAGCAGAAUCAUCCACAACUACUAGCAUACAGAGAAAUUCCUAGAGUGUACAUUUGCUAGAUUACUUAAAAACUGACAGAUGUGGAGAUAGCAAAGGUACUGGUGUGCAUAGGCACAGGAGAACAAGCCCCAAAUUGGUGGAUGAGUUACAGCUGUGUAGAUGUUUUAUCAAGGAGACAGGAAUGCAUCAAACAGUAACAAACUGAUAUUUGAGGGAAAAGGACUUAAGGCCCUGAUUCAUGAAAAUAUCCCUAUUCUGGACCACAUUUAAGUGCAUGCUUAAAGUAGAGAUGGUUGAAACGGUUCAAAUAAAAAAAUUCUUUGUCAAAAAUGACAGCCAAAAUUAAAGACAGUUUUUUGACAAAUUCGCCCUAAAUGACAUACUGUUUUCAAUGUCAUGCAGUGAGUCAGCAGCAUUAGAAACAGAAAUUCCUGGCUUCUGUGCUCAAACUUCUAAACAAUUCUCAUUUGGCCAGCUGAUGCAAAGUGGAAUAGCACCAUGAAAGUCAGUUUAUACCAGUUGAGGAUCUGGCCCAUUUUACAAUUAGUACCUGUCCCAAUGGUGUUGGUAUUAUUCUAGCUCUGGUCUGCUUGCGUCAAGUCCAGAGAAAAUUGCUCUUCUAGCUCUCUUUAUAGUGAGAGAGAUUAUGACAUCAGUUUGUUAGGCCCAAAAAAAUGAAGUAUAGAACAGGUUGUUUGGCCAGCUUAGCCAAAGUUAGGCUAACAGUAGUUGCUGGGCCAUUCCUGUCUCUCUGUAAAACCUGAGGACAUGCUUGCUUGAGCUGCAGAGAACGAGAUAAGAGGGGGGGGCUGCAUUCUUGUACCAAAUGUGCUAGGAACAGUUUGUUUGGACAUAUGAAGACUUGCAGUCUCCACUCCCUGUUUCUGUUCUUCAUCUGUUCUUAACUCCCUCCUUUCUCCUAGUUUCUAGUGCAUGACAACAAAGCUGAUAAGAAGUUGCUGAGGCAUCACGAAUUGUUUGUAGUGUCAAAAAAAUGCAUAAAUAUUAGAAGCUUUCUAACUAAUAAAGGGGGGUUGGGUUGUUUUAACUAUGACGCAAUGGAACUGUCUAUAUAACCCUACUAGUUGUUAAAACCGUGGGUGGUUCUCUCUGGAGACGGGCCGCUCUCUAUUGUUGUGUGCACUCCCCAAUAAAGAGCUUGUCACUGGACCUUCCUGGUGUUGCCUGUCUCUCUGCAGUCAGACAACGAACCUUGCCGUCUGGGUUCUGAGUCCCCGACAAGUUUCACCCCCCCAUUCCAUACCUGUCAUCUUGACUCUUCCUUUAUUCUGUCUGUAAAAGCAGGUCCUGGAGUCAGACUGGAGAGAAAGGGCAACAUUUUUAAUUUUGGCACUUCAGAGUAUGAAUUAGAGAAGAGAACAUCUUGACAGUGGUCUUUUUCCCUUCCCUUCAUUUGAUGCUGCAGGAUGUUGUCCUUGUUAACUGGUGGCCAAGCACCAGGGCCGGCUCCAGGCACCAGCAUUCCAAGCAGGUGCUUGGGUCAGCAAUCUGCAAGGGGCGGCAGUCCGUGUGUUUUUGCCCCCCCAAGCAGCACACCGAAUUGCUGCUGCGGACGGCGGGGGCAGUCAGUGUGCCGUUAGGGCGGCACGUGUGUUUCCGCGGUGGCAGCAAUUCGGAGGCAGCUUCUGUCUUCAGCUGCCCGCGGCGGCCGCCUCCAGCUGAAGACAGAAGCUGCCGCCGAAUUGCCGCCGCCACAGAAACACACGUGCCGCCCUAACGGCACACUGACUGCCCCCGCCGUCCGCAGCGGCAAUUCGGCGCGCUGCUUGGGGCGGCAAAAACAGUAGAGCCGGCCCUGUCAGGCACUAGCUGGGAUUUAAUUAAUCAGGAGAGGUAUGCUGAGCUGGUCUAACCUGGAAGCCUCCUUGCUUUAGCUGAUCUGAUAAGAGCUUCACUGAACUCGUCUGAGCUAGAACCUGCCCUGUUUAUCUUAGUGAGCACAACAUGGAUACAUUUUAAAGACAAAUAUCAAGGAGGGUUGGCUAGGAGAAGCUGGGCACCUGUUGCUUUUGUAAAACAACUUGUCUGCUAUAGAGGGGCUCAAAUUGGAAGACUGAAUCCAAACCUUCUCUAAUACUGAGGACAUUUGGAUUCAGAUCUCAUACUUGAAUUUCAUGGCCUGGCCCCAUUUUAGUUGCCUGUAUUAUUUUCAAAGAGUAAACAUCACAUUCUACUCUGGGUCUUGACUGACAGACUAUGUGUCAGUCCCAGUACCCUACACUGAAGUUAUGGCAUAGAUGAGACCUGGGAAGUAUAAGGAAUAUAUUUAAACACAUGAAACAAGCAUUGGCUUUUGGAACAAUAAGUGUUAAGUGGGUUUCCUGAGGAAUCCCUGGGGAGUGGUUAAUGUAAAUUCCACUACACCAGUUAUGCAAAAAUCUAGUCCUUUUAAACUAUGUCCUGAGGAGUGGGCCAUCAAUUGGUGAUUGCCCAUUCUCAGAGACUGGAGAUCAAAGGCCCAAGCUGUAUAAAGAAGCAGCUGAACCUUCCAGUUGGGGUUCUAGUGCCUGAUCUAAAAACUGACAUGAACAUGUAACCAAGGGGGCAAAUCCAGCUGUAAGGUUUGCAAGACUGACCCCUACCAGAACCCUAAAUUGGAAUUAGGGUGACCAUUAAUAAGUUAUUUAUAUGCAUGCAGGUACUUUUAUUCUUUUGAAUAUGUUUUCUCUGUAAUGCUUUUUACCUUAACAAUAAAUGUGCUUGCUUAGAAA
This is a messenger RNA of Malaclemys terrapin pileata, 5361 nucleotides long. RefSeq names its product F-box protein 40 (gene FBXO40). Gene Ontology annotation, molecular function: protein binding; ubiquitin protein ligase activity; zinc ion binding. The coding region runs from base 34 to 2202 and encodes 722 amino acids. The record is from RefSeq and is a predicted model, not a curated record. Gene Ontology annotation, cellular component: cytoplasm. Lineage: Eukaryota; Metazoa; Chordata; Testudines; Emydidae. The transcript is spliced from 4 exons.